Messenger RNA from Lytechinus pictus (painted urchin), 3483 nucleotides. RefSeq lists its product as uncharacterized. The transcript is spliced from 4 exons. Lineage: Eukaryota; Metazoa; Echinodermata; Echinoidea; Temnopleuroida; Toxopneustidae. The record is from RefSeq and is a predicted model, not a curated record. Bases 1795 to 2385 code for a protein of 196 amino acids.
GUCCCAAUCAAAUUUAUUUAAAUGGAGUUUAAAAAAUGAUGAUAAAUGUAAUCUUUGUUUACUUAAGGGAACAAUUAUGCAUAUGUUGAUAAAAUGUGAGAAUAUAAAACCCCUAUGGAAAAUGGUAGAAGACACAAGUACAGGUCUGUGUUAAUGAAAAUAUAGUAAUUUUAGGUUGGAAUAUACAAGAACCGAAAUACUGGUUAAUUAAUAUCAUUUUGAAUUUUACUCAAUACACUAUUUACAGAAAUUAUAUUGAAACGAGUAUGAAAAAAGGUUAUUACUUUGUUAAUGUAAAUAGAUUAUGGAUGAAUUUGAAAAUGAAACUGAGAUGGUAUUUAAGUUCAAAAUAUGUUACCAAAAAUAAGAAUACAAAAGAAAUUGACAAAUUGCUGGAACUCAUUUAUUGAUUGAUUGAUUUGAUUACUGUAUAUACUUUGUGAUUUGUAAACUGUAUUAUAGAGAUGUAAAUAAAGUCCCUCGAAAGAGGUUUAAAGAGAGAAAAAAUACUCUUAAAAAAAUUAGCAUUCUACUAGCUAUGAGUUAAAGACAAAAACGUACACAAAAACAAAUUUAGGGCAAAUUUCAUACGCUUAUGUGCAUAAUUAAGUAAUAAAAAUAUAAACUUUUUUUAGAAAAUGUUAUUAUUACAGUCUUGUAGUUUACAUCCGGCUCUGCGCGAGCAAAUUUUCGCGCCGAUCGCGCAAUCAGCGGCCGAGAUUUGAGGGAGGGGGGGGGGGGGUGUCAAAUUGACCCCCAGUGUCUCCUGGUCUGAAAUAGCCCAGUUAAAGUAGGGUUAAACACCUCAGAAUAGUCAGCUUCGUCCAACACGUAAGGAUGAGAUUCUCUAGGGACACCAAAUGGUGUCGAUUUAGACACCGUAAUUUUUUUAAUUGUGCAUAGUUGUAACUUGCUUCAGAGGAUUCCAUAUCCAUCCCACGUGAAAUAAAAAAAUAUUUACUUAUUCUCAGAGUAAAAGUUAAAAUGUUUUGAUAAUUUAAACAUAAUAAAACAGACAACUUGGGUGAAUUAUUGACAUAAUUUCAAAAAAAAAAGGUGGCCAACUAAUGGUUUUAGAAUACUUUUUAAUAAUUCCUUUUAAUUAUCCAAAACGUCAAAAUGUCUAAACUUUCUAUUUUCUUUCCGAUGGAUCAAUACCCCAUACGUUGCUUGUUUAAUAUUAUAAUAUUGGUUUAAGAGAAAAAAAAUCUCAAUUAAGUUCAUUUAUGACUCAGUUCAUUGUUCGGUGCCCCCAACUGUUAUUUUCCCCUAAACAAUGUGAUUAGUGGGGUGAGUCACAAACAACUGGGGUUUUCUUGACACGGACAAUAAAGAUAAUGAUAAUUACAGACAGGACACUUCACAAUGGGCUGGAUACUGCGCGUCAGAAAUUUGGCAGACCACGCCAAAGGGGCACCCCAGUUAUAAUCCCUUUCCGGAAUAUAUAUAUACAAUUGUACAAAUUUAUUAAACAAACGUUGAUUGUUCAAAAGAAUCAAUCGUUGACCCAAGGGAGAAAGACAUUGUUCAUAUUUAAGCUGGACACAGUAAUACAAUCAGCAGUUCUAUUGUCCAUGCCUGGCAGAAAAAUACUCCAUCGAGUCUAUACUCAAUACAUCGCCGUCUCAACGAGUUUAAAUUUUUACGAAAAUUAUAUCAGCUCAUUAUAAAUGCGUUAUGGUUUAGUGAUACGGGAAUAAUUUUGCAACAUAUAAACAGGAGUACACUAUCGGUCAGAUCAUCUUCAUCUUAUUUCGAGUGCGACCAGGAGUAUAAAAAGCUGGAAUUUUCAAAAUGAAUUUGAAGAUCAAAUGUAUCUUCCAAGCAGUGCUGAGCCUUGCUACCAUGUGGCAUACGAUCAAAGCACAGGGUCUGAAUCCCGAGAGGGGUGUCACCUUUCACCUCCGCGCCGUCUGCGCCCCCUACCAACUCGAACUCGCCAAGAACGGCCACAACUCCUGCGACAACAAGGUGAUUGACGAGAUGCAUGAUUACGCAGAGAACGUGUACCUGCAGGGGUACAACCGGGAGCUGGUGGAGGAGUACCUGAAGCUGUCUCAGACCGGUAAACUUUGUUACUCAGAGGGUAUGAGGACACACCAGAUCACCGGAAGUUGUGAUUGCAUGAACAAGGUCUGCGAUCGUCACGACCCGAAGAAAGUCGACUACUGUAACAAUAUUGUCCUAUCGCCAUUUACACCUUCUAUGAACACAUCGUCAGCAUAUGACUGCUGGGGUUUCAGCUGUCUUGGUAAAGGCUCACCGGGACUCAUCUCCGGUGCGCAGACGAUCUAUGCGCAACCCGUGAUGUUGGCGGUAUCCGUUGCCAUGGCAACCGCCGGAGUGUUCAUGCCUUCAUUGCUUUGGUAUCAUCUACGAGUAUGACGUAACUGAUAGACUUUGAUAUAAUUGGAUAUUAUUGGUCAAUACACAAAAUAGUGGUAAUUUUACUCCAAUUUGAUUACUCUUCACACUUAAGAUGUUGGGCAACAUACUGUCCACUGUGUUGGGUAAUGUAUGUUGGUAAAGAAAAAAAAUAUAUAUUCUGGGCAAUUAUUAUCCAAUUGAGCAAAUUCAUUACCCAAUUAUUAGUUUUUAUUAUCCAAUUUGACAGAUUUUAACUAAUAGUUGUGUGGACAGUGUGUUGCCCAGGGUUGGUUAAAAGUUGGGCAUUUUUUGCCUAACUAUUUUAAGAAUGUUUAGAUGUUCUGAUGACAUUAGAGUUGUAGGUUUGAAACAAAAUGAAACAAAAGUAAAAACGAAGAGACGUUUCAAGUCUAUCUGCCCUCAAAUCGGUUCCUCACAAUGCCUUGCACGAGGAAACCCUGUAUGCUUCCAAGCAACAGGCAGGUGUAUGGCGUGUUUUAUUCUGACAGAAAUCGAUGGAAUCGCCUUUAGGAGAUUUUUUACUACAAAAUACAACACGAAUUAAUCUAAAGAUGUGUAAAUGGUGGUAGUAUACGACAUACCCUUGAAACAGCCCCCUAUAUUUUAUUUUGUAAGAACUCAACGGGGAUUUAAAGUGGAAAAUAUCUGACCGAGACACGAGUCACUUCCGCUUUGUCUCCAGAUUAUGGACCAAUUAUUAAAAGUUGCUGACGCGAUUACUUGGCAAAAUAUUUGAUAUUUUAAAUUAAAAACAACAAUUUAUUACAUAUUUUCCAUGCAUUUUUUUUAAUUUCAGAUAUGUAAAGUCUAUACACUAUUUCUUCAUUAAGCCAUGCUUUUUAAAGACACUGCCAUGAAUGAUUUUUUGCUUGAUUAUAGUUAUCAUUGACCCAAAUUUCAAUACACAUCAAUUCCUUCAUUAAAUAUACCAUUAUAAAGACAAUGACUUCCAUUGAUGAACGUAUCAUUUCAUACAGGCGUACUCUUCAAAUCUAUUUCAUAGAGUAAUAUUUUCUUUUAUGAGUUUCUAUCGUGCCGAUAUUACCCAUAUGAAUUUUUUUUUAUUUCUGUAAAUACCGAGUAUGUCGAUCUUUG